AUGCGAAAGGGCACGAGGGAGCGCCGCGGCUUCCAGUGGUCGCUCCCCGUCGCAUCCGCACCCCCCGCCGCCUCCGCUCCGCGCGCUUCCGCGCCCCCGCAUUCCGCCUUCCCCACGCCACCCCGGCGCUCGUUCCUCAGUGCGCUUGUAUGGGGCAGUGGCGGAGGACGGGCGGCGGGAUCAGGGGGAGGCGCAACUGCGCGCAUUGGGGGGUUUUCUGAUUCGUUCCGCAUAACCCCUUCGCACUUUUCGUAUUCCCGCAUGCCCUCCCCCGCCACUCCCCCCUCGCUUUCCUCCUCCUCCUCCGCCUCCUGCUGCUCUCUUCUCACCAUUCUCCCAUGCACGUGCCUGUGUCUAGGCUUCGUUAUAGCGGCAUUCCUCCUGUUAGGGUCACGCCUAGUCGUGGUGCAUCAGCCGCAAACGUGGCAGCACCCCCAGUACGCACCAAUCGGAGCUGGACACAUGGAUGCGGGGAAGCUGGUGAGGGGGGGGGAUGGAUUGGCGGAAAUUCCGCCAUCGAUGUUGCUGGUUGCGGGAAGAGGGAUGGAUGCGGGAAGAGGGAUGGAUGCGGGGUUUCGGGGGAAGGGCACACGAAGAAGGGAUGGGGAACAGGGGGGUGUGGCGGAGCAGGGGAGCGGAAGAUGGGGAGAAGGGGACGUUGCGGCAAGGCAUGGGGAGUGGGGUGGAGGCGAGCGGGAAGGCGAGCGAGGGGAGAUGCAGGGAGUGGGUGGGGCGGUGGAAGAGGAAGAGGAGGAAGAGGAGGAGGAGACGGAGGAGGAGGAGGGUGUUUCUGUGGAGGAAGAGGAGGAGAGCGAGAGAGGAGAAGUGAGGAGGAAGGGCGAGGAGGGGAGUGUGUGGGAUGAGAUUAUUAGCAAACUGGAGGAGGGGAAGGGCAAGGGUGGCCGGGGAAGGGAGAAACGAGUCAGGCGAAAACGCAGAAGAGCGGACAAAGGUGGUUUGAGUGGCAUGGGUAAGGUGGGUGGGACAAGAGAAGCAGGUUUCGAUGAUAUUGCGGAGGAGAUAGGAAUGGGGCGUGGGGGUGGGAAGGAUUUGGGAGUGAGGGAUGGGGGAGAGGGAGGGGCUAAGGGAGGGGAUGGGUUGGGCGAAGGAGCAGAAGCAGGUGAUGGGGAAGCUACAGCUGACGGUGUCGAGAGCGGUGCUGCAGGCAGAGGGAGCGGUGAGAAUGGGUUGAAAGCCAGCAAGGGUGGGUUAGAAGGUGGUGAGGGUGGGUUAGGAGGGGGGGAGAGGUCCGGUGCAGGGGGCGAGGAGCAGCAUGAGAUAGACGAGCUGCUGAAAGGCCUGGAGCAGCACCUGGGGGGCGCUGGGCGCACGGGAGGCGGCAGGGGCGGGGAGGGUGGGGAGCGUGGGGAGCGGGUGGGUGGCAGUGAUGUGAAUGCGGGCGAUGGGGGCCAGGCAGAGGAGGCGGAGCAGGGAGAAAGAAGCGAGGGGGCGGGCGGCGGAGCAGCGCAGGGGUCUGAUGGGGAGGCGGACAGGGAGCAGAGCAAGGGCGGCACGGAGGAGAGCAGCAGCGGCGGCGGCGGCAGCAGCAGUGGAGAGGUUGGUGUGAGUGGCAGCAGGGAAGCUGGGCUGGACGGUGCAGUGGAGGAUGGCGGGGACGGGCGGAGAAGUGAGAGCAGUGCUGACAGUGAGGGGCUGGAGGGUGCGGGGUUGGGGAAGGUAGGGGCGGGAGGAGAGGGAGCAAGAGGAUCAGAAGUUAAUGAGGGGAUUGGACAAGGGAGCAAGGAUGUCUCUGAAGAGGAGGAAGGGAAGGAGGGUGGUGCGGAAGGCAGUGCGGACGGUUCUAGUGUUGGUGAGGGUGGCGAGGGUGGUGCGGGUGGUGAGGGUGGUGCGGGUGGUGCUUCAUCAGGUGAUUCCACUGGGAGUGAUGCUGGCGAGAGUGAUAGUAGUGAAGGUGGAAACACUGCUGGUGGGAGCAGUCAUGGCGACACAAGGUUGAGUGUGAGGGAUGAGCGGCCGGAAGAAGGUGGUUCAGAUGAAGGCAUGAGAGACGUGUCAGAGCCAACAGGCAGUGACGGCGGGGAGGCGGUGCGAGGAGGGGUAACAAACACGGGUGGCACUGAGGGGGCGUCUGAUGAGCUGGGGGGAGGGCAUGGAGAGAGGAGUAAGAGGAAAGAGGGCACUAGUGGUGAUGUGCAGGUGGCGCAAGAGGUUGGGGUGAUGGAUGGGAAUGGGGAUGGUGCGGGGAGUGGUGACGGCGAGGGCACAGGCAGUGGCUCAGGCAGUGGAGUGAGUGACAUGUCAGCCAGUGGAACAAGCAGCCAUGCUGGCAAUGAUGCUUCGGCCACUGAUGCUCUAGCAGAGGCAGAGGUAGAGGAAGCAGAGGCAGUAGCGGCGCUUGAGACGGAGGUUGAGGAUGAAAGAAACCUUUCAUGA
This is a messenger RNA of Closterium sp. Naga37s-1, 2394 nucleotides long. The record is from the annotation of a GenBank genome assembly. NCBI's taxonomy places the organism in Eukaryota, Viridiplantae, Streptophyta, Zygnematophyceae, Desmidiales, Closteriaceae.